Messenger RNA from Chrysochloris asiatica (Cape golden mole), 2910 nucleotides. RefSeq names its product mindbomb E3 ubiquitin protein ligase 2 (gene MIB2). The coding region runs from base 31 to 2910 and encodes 959 amino acids. NCBI's taxonomy places the organism in Eukaryota, Metazoa, Chordata, Mammalia, Afrosoricida, Chrysochloridae. The transcript is spliced from 19 exons. The record is from RefSeq and is a predicted model, not a curated record. Gene Ontology annotation, cellular component: cytoplasm. Gene Ontology annotation, molecular function: protein binding; ubiquitin-protein transferase activity; zinc ion binding. Gene Ontology annotation, biological process: protein ubiquitination.
GCUCACCAUGCUCAGUCUUCCUCGCCCACCAUGGACCCAGAUCCCCAGGCUGGCGUCCAGGUGGGCAUGCGUGUGGUGCGCGGCCUGGACUGGAAGUGGGGCCAUCAGGACGGUGGCGAAGGUGGCGUGGGCACAGUGGUGGAGCUCGGCCGACACGGCAGCCCCUCGACCCCUGACCGCACAGUCGUUGUACAGUGGGACCAUGGCACCCGCACCAACUACCGCGCUGGCUACCAGGGCGCCCAUGACUUGCUGCUCUAUGACAAUGCCCAGAUUGGUGUGCGUCACCCCAACAUCAUCUGUGACUGCUGCAAAAAGCAUGGGCUGCGGGGCAUGCGCUGGAAGUGCCGCGUGUGCUUCGACUACGACUUGUGCACGCAGUGCUACAUGCAUAACAAGCACGACCUCACCCAUGCCUUUGAGCGCUACGAGACAGCCCACUCACGCCCCAUCACACUGAGCCCCCGCCAGAGCCUCCCAAGGGUCCCGCUGAGGGGCAUCUUCCAGGGGGCGAAGGUGGUGCGGGGCCCCGACUGGGAGUGGGGCUCUCAAGAUGGAGGGGAUGGGAAGCCAGGCCGUGUGGUGGACAUCCGUGGCUGGGAUGUGGAAACAGGCCGGAGUGUGGCCAGUGUGACAUGGGCUGAUGGCACCACCAAUGUAUACCGUGUGGGCCACAAGGGCAAGGUGGACCUCAAGUGUGUGGGCGAGGCGGCUGGCGGUUUCUACUACAAGGAACACCUCCCACGGCUCGGCAAGCCAGCAGAGCUGCAGCGGAGGGUGAGUGCAGACGGCCAGCCCUUCCAGCAUGGAGACAAGGUCAAAUGCCUCCUGGACACGGAUGUGCUGAGAGAAAUGCAGGAAGGUCACGGCGGGUGGAACCCUAGGAUGGCUGAGUUUAUCGGACAGACGGGCACCGUGCACCGCAUUACAGACCGUGGGGACGUGCGCGUGCAGUUCAGCAAUGAGACUCGCUGGACCUUCCAUCCCGGGGCACUCAUCAAGCACAACUCCUUCUGGGUGGGCGAUGUGGUCCGGGUCAUCGAUGAUCUUGAUGCAGUCAAGCGACUGCAGGCCGGGCACGGCGAAUGGACAGAUGAUAUGGCCCCUGCCUUGGGCCACGUUGGGAAGGUGGUGAAGGUGUUCGGGGAUGGGAACCUGCGUGUGGCUGUUGGCGGCCAGCUGUGGACCUUCAGCCCCUCCUGCCUGGUGGCCUAUCGGCCCGAGGAGGACACCAACCUGGAUGUGGCUGAGCGGGCCCGGGAGAACAAAAGCUCCCUGAGCGUUGCCCUGGACAAGCUUCGGGCACAGAAGAGUGACCCAGAGCACCCAGGGAGACUCGUGGUGGAGGUGGCACUGGGCAAUGUGACUCGGGCACUGGACCUGCUGCGGCGGCACCCAGAGCAGGUAGAUGCCAAGAACCAGGGCAGGACCGCCCUGCAGGUGGCUGCUUACCUGGGUCAGGUGGAGCUGGUUCAGCUGUUGCUGCAGGCGCGAGCAGCUGUGGACAUGCCAGAUGACGAGGGCAACAUAGCGCUGCACUAUGCGGCCUUGGGGAACCAGCCAGAGGCUGCCAAGGUGCUGCUGAGUGCUGGCUGCAAUGCCGAUGCCCUCAACAGCUCUCGGGGGUCAGCGCUGCACGUGGCUGUGCAGAGGGGCUUCCUGGAGGUAGUGCGUGUGCUGUGCGAGUGUGGCUGCAAUGUCAACUUGCCUGAUGCCCACGCUGACACCCCCCUGCACUGUGCCAUCUCUGCCGGUGCUGGGGCCAGUGGUAUUGUCGAGAUCCUUACUGAGGUGCCAGGCAUUGAUGUCACCGCCACCAACAGCCAGGGCUUUACGCUGCUACAUCACGCCUCACUCAAGGGCCACGUGCUAGCCGUCCGGAGAAUUCUGGCACGGGCUCGGCAGCUGGUGGAUGCCAGGAAGGAGGACGGCUUCACGGCACUACACCUGGCUGCCUUCAACAACCACCGUGAUGUGGCCCAGAUCCUGGUCCAAGAGGGACGCUGUGAUGUGAACCUGCGCAACCGGAAGCUCCAGUCCCCAUUGCACCUGGCUGUGCAGCAAGCCCACGUGGGGCUGGUGCCCCUGCUGGUGGACGCUGGUUGCAGUGUCAAUGCUGAGGAUGAGGAAGGGGACACUGCCUUGCACGUGGCACUGCAGCGGCACCAGCUGCUGCCUCUGGCAGCUGAUGGGGCCGGGGGGGACCCAGGGCCCAUGCAGCUGCUGUCCAGGCUACAGGCCUCUGGCCUUCCCGGCAGCACCGAACUGACAGUGGGCGCCGCUGUUGCUUGCUUCUUGACGUUGGAGGGAGCCGACGUGAGCUAUGCCAACCACCGCGGUAGGAGUCCACUGGACCUGGCGGCCGAGGGCCACGUGCUGAAGGCCCUGCAGACCUGCGCCCAGCGCUUCCGGGAGCGGCAGGCGGCAGAGGGCAGUGGUGGUGGGGGCGUGGCGGGCGCCGGCCACAUGCUCUGCACCCCCUACACGGUGACCAACUUCCAUGUGGCGGCAGCAGCGGGCCCUGAGGCCGCCGAGUGCCUGGUGUGCUCCGAACUAGCGGUGCUGGUGCUCUUCUCACCGUGUCAGCACCGCACAGUGUGCGAAGAGUGCGCCCGCCGGAUGAAGAAGUGCAUCAGGUGCCAGGUGGCCAUCAUCAAGAAGCUGCGCCCAGACGGCACUGAGGUGGCCAACGUCCCGCCCGCUCCUGGCCCUCCACGACAGCUGGUGGAGGAACUACAGAGCCGCUACAGGCAGAUGGAGGAGCGCAUCACCUGUCCCAUCUGUAUCGACAGCCACAUCCGCCUCGUGUUCCAGUGUGGACACGGCGCGUGUGCACCCUGUGGCGCCGCGCUCAGCGCCUGCCCCAUCUGCCGCCAGCCUGUGCGGGACCGCAUCCAGAUCUUCGUGUGA